UGGUGCACAGCCGAGGCGGGACUGUCGACAGCCUGCAAAGAUUCGCCAGCUCGCCAGUCUAUCUCCCGGUGAAUUACCACCUCUCCAACACUGAGGCUUCCUUUUUCCUCAAAGAGACCAACCAAGAGAUCGUGAGGAAUGCCAGCUUGCAAUCCCGCACGGAGCCUUUCCUGGUUUACAAAACCACCCGCUUGCCUGUCUUAAAUGCUACUUAUGGCCCUUUUGCCGUGGAGCAGAUUAUGCCUCCGCACCUGUGGCUGACCUCUCCUCUGUUCGGUUUCCCUGACCAGUUCACUUUUCAUUGGAAGUUACAAUCCCGCGUCCUGGACAACUCGGUGUAUUCCAAUAGGCCCAAAGUCCAGGUUUUGUUUUACGUGGCUGGCAAAGAUUGGGAAGACCACGAUCCGGCUGAGAUCUUACCUUGUGUCCAGUUGGUGGCUUCCCGGGAGGACAGAGUAGUUGUUGGCAACUGUCGAUUGAAAGGUCCUCUGGGGUUAUGUGUCGCAGAGCUGGAGUUCCCACCGGCUUGGUUCAACUCAGAGCUGUCCACUCCGUUGACCCCGUUGUCUUCAGAGUACCAAGAGAUGGAGGACUCCUGGGAAGGGAUCACCGUGGAGCUUUUCUAUUGGAUGUACGCAGAAGCGGAAGAAGAUUGUCCUUCAGGAGAUCCAGAUCUGGAGAGCUUCUUUCAUCCAGGAGGCCAAGAGGAGGCCCAAGGGCCCGUAUCCUCAAUGGAAAAAGUCGGCAGUAUUAUUCUUUUUCCGACUCCAGACAAGCUCAAGAAGUCAUCCCUGAAGCUUGACAAUAACCUUGUCCUCUGUUUGCCACGUGGCCCAGUCAAGGAAGGAGAUCUUGUCAUGUUUCACGUCUCUCUCACCAGUGGCUCACUAGCAGAUCAGUUUACACUAAGAGUUAAGGCUGCCCCAGGUGUGAAGAUCAUCGACAUUCGCGUCAUCGAUCCACACCGGUGGCAAGUUCAACAAGAUGUUGACAAUGGACGGACGCAGACGACUGCUACCAUUGUGUGCGAGCGCAUUGAUCCCCACACCGAGAACUGGAUCAACAUAACUUCUUAUGAGAUCUUUCAAAUGGAUUUUGGAAUCGACAACAGCAGUGAGUUGGCUGGAGCACAACAAAUUACCUGGCAGGUCGAGUAUCCUCGAGAUGAGGCCGCGAGUGAGCUGGUGGUCUCCGAGAUCUUUGUCAGCCAAUCCAUGUUCCUGGGAAUUGUUCCCCUUGCGAUGGAUACAGAGGUCCUCAACACAGCCAUUCUGACGGGCAAGCCAGUGUCCAUCCCUGUGAAAGUGGUUGCGGUUGAAGAAGACGGCUCCAUCAGAGACAUCUCCCGUUCCACUGAAUGCAAAUCAGCUGAUGAAGAUGUCCUCAAGGUCUCAGACGACUGCGAUGCCAUCUUUGUGAACGGGAAGGAAAUGAAAAGCAAAGUAGACGCCAUUGUGAACUUCACCUACCAGCAUUUUACCACUCAGCUAGAAAUCACUGUAUGGGUCCCACGGCUCCCAUUACAAAUUGAGAUCUCCGAUACCGAACUGAGCCAGAUCAAAGGUUGGAGAAUUCCCGUCACCUCCAACAAAAG
Messenger RNA from Thamnophis sirtalis, 1594 nucleotides. The record is from RefSeq and is a predicted model, not a curated record. NCBI's taxonomy places the organism in Eukaryota, Metazoa, Chordata, Lepidosauria, Squamata, Natricidae.